Caenorhabditis briggsae is the source of this 1869-nucleotide messenger RNA. RefSeq names its product Protein CBR-LGC-44 (gene Cbr-lgc-44). Gene Ontology annotation, cellular component: membrane; neuron projection; synapse. The record is from RefSeq and is a predicted model, not a curated record. Gene Ontology annotation, biological process: signal transduction; chemical synaptic transmission; chloride transmembrane transport. Bases 1 to 1869 code for a protein of 622 amino acids. The transcript is spliced from 10 exons. Gene Ontology annotation, molecular function: chloride channel activity; neurotransmitter receptor activity; extracellular ligand-gated monoatomic ion channel activity. NCBI's taxonomy places the organism in Eukaryota, Metazoa, Nematoda, Chromadorea, Rhabditida, Rhabditidae.
AUGUCUCUCGCUAUCUCUAUUUCUCUUCUUCUAUUUUUAUUCCCUAUAAAUUCACCCAAUCCAUCAAGCUCUAACUUUCUGGAUAUUGGCACAACUUAUCAAGCAGUGGACUACGGUAUUGCAACUGAUCAACAUCAGCAAUGUAUUGCGUGGAAGCUGUGGUGGAAAACUCAGAAAUCGUUACAAGAUCCAUCUGCUUCUGAUAUAGACUUAUUGGCUUUGCGAAGGGCAGAAGUCUGGAUCAGAAAUGAGAAUGAUGCGGAAAAAUAUGAUGUUCCAGUAGAAUUGCUUCAGAACUUUUCGACAAUCCGGAUAGUCUUCCGAAAUGUUUGUCGUCUUUUUCCUCGUGUCCUCCAGAUAUCUUCGCCACUAGCAGCCCGUCGUAGUCGUAUUACUCUCGAUGUCCUCUGUCAGACAUACAACUAUUCGGAUCCAGAAGCCAAUGAACUCGUUCUUAACAACUAUGAAGAAGCGCAGGAAAAUGCCAUUGGAAUAGAUCAACUCUUGUUUCUCGAUCAUCAAUCUGUGAUGAUAGUCAUGCCAGCUGCUUGUAAUUCCAGUGAGAACGAUGAGAAGGAGAUAGCAAAGCAAUAUUAUUUAGAAAAAUACGGAGAUUUCUCAUUCAAUGUUAGUAAUCUGAAUAUUGAAAUGGAUAAAUUACACGAAAUGGUUCAUGAUUUAAAACCAUUGGAUCAAAUUAUGAGUGAAAAUCUUGGUUUGGAUUAUCAACGUCCUCUGCCAUCAUCUACAAUUCUUCCAUUUCUUCGAAAAAUUGAAUACGAUGCUCGUCAACCUCCAACCCUUCAUGUCGAUGAUACAGUAACUGUGAAAGUUGGUAUAUCGGUUCAAUCUAUGAGCAAUUUUGAGCUCUCUACAAUGGAUUACGAUUUGGAUGCGUGGGUCCGAAUGUCAUGGAUCGAUCCUAGGCUCCGUCAUGAUCUAUCUCGCCCAAUUCUAGUAAACGACUAUACGUUUCUGAAAAUGAUUUGGAGACCUGACCCGAUUUUCACCAAUGCAAAAUACUCGACAUUUCACAAAGUGACAUAUCUGAAUUUCUAUUUAUUCAUAUUCCCAGAUGGGAAGAUUUUCAUGGAUAUGAGAGUUUAUCUGAAACCAACUGCAGCUCAAAUUGUCCUUUGCAAAUAUCCACAUGAUAAUCCAGCAGUGUCACUGAAAAUCAGUUCAAUGGGAUUCACACAAGAUGUUGUAAAACUGGAGUGGUUCUCUAACUCUAACGACGCUAUUCGGAUUGAGAAAAACGUUCGAAUUCCUGAAUUGAGCAUCAGACAUCUUCAUCCAGAUAUAUGUAACGGCGUAAGAAAAUCAGGAGUGUAUUCUUGUUUGGAAGCCAAAUUUUAUAUGCAUCGAGAAGUUGGUUAUCAUAUUGCAAAUACUUACAUUCCAACUGCAAUCUGUGUUGUAUUCUCAUGGAUUUCCGUUUGGCUUCCAGAAGAAUUUGUAGAAGGUCGAAUCUUCGUAUCCCUAACUGUAUUUUUGACACUCUCCGCGGAAAACAACUCAGCAAAAGAGGAACUCCCAAAAGUCUCUUAUGUGAAAGCCAUCGACAUUUGGUUUGGAUUCACUUCAACGUUUGUAUUCGUUACAAUGCUUCAAGCUCUUGUUGUCAUCUCAUUAGAGCACAACAGUAAACGUUUGAGACUGAAAUCUGAAAGUAAUCUUGAUGGAUACAGUAAGUAUCAAGUGACAAAAUCAAUGCUUUUAAGUCGAUACUACCAUCGGAUGGCUCGACAGAUUGACACAUUUUGCAAAGUGAUGUAUCCAGUGAUUUUUAUUCUGUUCCUGAUGUUUUAUGUUUUUGUAAUCACUCAGGGAGAUGAGAGAAAAUAUUGGAGUAUCUCCCUCAGAUGA